Molecule: messenger RNA, 2748 nt
Organism: Populus trichocarpa (black cottonwood)
Lineage: Eukaryota; Viridiplantae; Streptophyta; Magnoliopsida; Malpighiales; Salicaceae
Product: 5-methyltetrahydropteroyltriglutamate--homocysteine methyltransferase
Exons: 12
Coding region: 18-2471 (817 amino acids)
Molecular function (GO): 5-methyltetrahydropteroyltriglutamate-homocysteine S-methyltransferase activity; zinc ion binding
Source: RefSeq, a predicted model, not a curated record
GCAGCUUUUCCGUAUAAAUGAACCGACUCUCUCAUCACAUACUCGCGCCGUUCUCAUCUCAUAGAGUCAUACCCCUUCGCUCUCUCUCUUUCUCCGCUUCCUUCACUGCCACCAAUUCCCACUCUCCUCCUUCACUUCUCCGCUUCUCCUUUCGCUCCUUCUCUAUUAGAGCAAUGGCUUCCCACAUCGUUGGUUACCCUCGCAUGGGCCCCAAGAGAGAACUCAAGUUUGCUUUGGAAUCUUUCUGGGAUGGCAAGAGCAGUGCCGAAGAUUUACAGAAGGUGGCAGCUGAUCUCAGGUCAUCCAUCUGGAAGCAGAUGUCUGAUGCUGGAAUCAAGUUUAUUCCCAGCAACACUUUUUCAUGCUAUGAUCAGGUGUUGGACACUACAGCCAUGCUUGGUGCUGUUCCUCCAAGAUAUGGAUGGAAUGGUGGUGAGAUUGGAUUUGAUGUCUAUUUUUCCAUGGCUAGAGGUAAUGCCUCAGUCCCGGCCAUGGAAAUGACCAAGUGGUUUGAUACCAACUACCAUUACAUUGUCCCUGAAUUGGGACCAGAAGUUAACUUCUCCUACGCAUCUCACAAGGCUGUCAACGAGUACAAGGAGGCCAAGGCUCUUGGAGUUGAUACAGUGCCCGUCCUCGUCGGUCCUGUUUCAUACUUGUUGCUAUCAAAACCAGCAAAGGGUGUGGAGAAAUCCUUUUCUCUCCUCUCCCUAAUUGACAAGAUUCUUCCUGUCUACCAGGAAGUUCUGGCUGAACUAAAGGCAGCAGGUGCAAGCUGGAUUCAGUUUGAUGAGCCGAAGCUUGUGAUGGAUCUUGGAGCUCAUGAAUUGCAAGCAUUUACCCAUGCCUACUCUGCACUUGAGGCAUCUUUAUCUGGUUUGAAUGUUCUGGUUGAGACAUAUUUUGCUGAUGUUCCAGUUGAAGCAUACAAAACACUCACUUCUUUGAAGAGUGUUACUGGAUUUGGGUUUGACCUGGUUCGGGGAACAAAGACCCUAGAAUUGAUUAAGGGUGGAUUCCCUUCUGGAAAAUACCUCUUUGCUGGAGUGGUUGAUGGAAGGAACAUCUGGGCUAACAAUCUUGGUUCUUCCCUCGAUACACUAAAAGCUCUCGAGGGCAUUGUUGGCAAAGACAAGCUUGUAGUAUCCACUUCCUGCUCUCUUCUGCACACUGCCGUUGAUCUAGUUAACGAGCCUAAGUUGGACAAAGAGAUCAAGUCAUGGCUUGCAUUUGCAGCACAGAAAGUAGUUGAAGUAAACGCCUUGGCUAAGGCACUUGCUGGACAGCAGGAUGAGGCAUUCUUUUCUGCAAAUGCAGCAGCUCAGGCUUCAAGAAAAUCCUCACCAAGGGUGACAAAUGAGGCUGUUCAAAAGGCUGCCGUUGCUUUGAAGGGUUCUGACCACCGCCGUGCCACCAACGUUAGUGCUAGGCUGGAUGCUCAGCAGAAGAAGUUGAACCUUCCUAUUCUUCCUACCACAACAAUUGGAUCAUUCCCUCAGACCAUGGACCUUAGAAGAGUGCGCCGCGAAUACAAGGCUAAGAAGAUCUCAGAGCAAAAUUAUGUUGAGGCCAUCAAGGAGGAAAUUAACAAGGUUGUCAAAAUCCAGGAAGAGCUUGACAUUGAUGUUUUAGUGCAUGGUGAACCAGAAAGGAACGACAUGGUUGAGUACUUUGGUGAGCAAUUGUCUGGUUUUGCCUUCACCGCUAAUGGGUGGGUCCAAUCUUAUGGUUCUCGUUGUGUCAAGCCUCCUAUCAUCUAUGGUGAUGUGAGCCGCCCCAAGGCCAUGACUGUAUUCUGGUCUUCAAUGGCUCAAAGUAUGACUAAGCGACCCAUGAAGGGAAUGCUUACUGGUCCAGUUACCAUUUUAAACUGGUCCUUUGUCAGAAACGACCAGCCCAGAUUUGAGACCUGCUAUCAAAUAGCUUUGGCCAUCAAGGAUGAGGUUGAGGAUCUUGAGAAAGCUGGAAUCACUGUCAUCCAGAUUGACGAGGCUGCUUUGAGAGAAGGCUUGCCCCUAAGGAAGUCUGAGCAUGCUUUCUAUUUGAACUGGGCUGUUCACUCUUUCAGGAUCACUAAUUGUGGAGUCGAAGACACCACUCAGAUCCACACCCACAUGUGCUACUCAAACUUCAAUGACAUCAUCCACUCAAUCAUUGACAUGGAUGCUGAUGUGAUCACUAUAGAGAACUCCAGAUCAGAUGAGAAGCUUCUGUCAGUCUUCCGUGAGGGCGUGAAAUAUGGUGCAGGCAUUGGGCCUGGUGUUUAUGACAUUCACUCUCCUAGGAUCCCCUCAGAAGAAGAAAUCGCAGACCGCAUUGAGAAGAUGCUUGCUGUCCUUGAAAGCAACAUCCUUUGGGUCAACCCUGAUUGUGGUUUGAAGACCCGCAAAUAUGCUGAAGUCAAACCUGCCCUCAGCAACAUGGUCGCAGCUGCCAAGCAUCUUCGCACCAAGCUCGGAAGUGCCCAGUGAGCUCAAAAAGUUUUGACGAAUUAUCAUUCUUUCAUCAGCGAAUGGAAAUUAUGACGAAUUACCAUUCUUUCAUCAGCGAACGGAAAUUAUGUCUAAUCUGUGUUAUUUCUGAGAUGAGUAUUUUCCUUGUAUUUCUUCUUCCGUGUUAUUUCUGAGAUGAUUAUUUUCCUUGGUUUUCUUUUUUUAAUUUAGGAAGCAAUUAUUAACUGGAUGUGUUUCACAAGGUUUAUGUCCUUGGAAUAUCUUAAGCUCAUGAAGCUGUUUAUUUCUUUGCUCA